AUGCCACCCAGGAAAGCGGGUCGGUCAGUCGCUUCAGCCACCGCCCCAAGACGUACCCUUCCGAAACGUGCUGGCAGGCAGACCGGUGCUUCAGCUGGCGAUGAUGCCCAGUCUGAGGCUUCCACCUCAUCGCAAACCAUCGAAGGAAUGGGCUCUGGGCGCAAAAGCAAAUCGAGCAGCGCCACCAACCGCAGACAUCCCAUGCCGGGACGAGGGAAUAAUGGUGAGUACGGAGGGCGUGGAAGGAGGAUUGCGGUGAGGUGUUCCAAUCCAAGCGUGGGACUUCGGCGAGCGUGUAGACGCCAUGAAUGCGCUGUCUGACUCCCUGCACUUGCCUCACCCGCAAGGCGAACGAGUGACUCGAAGCAGUGGGGCCAGGCUCACAAACGGGCUCGAGCACCCCGCCCAAGUGGAGAAGGAGCUCAAUGCACAGCUACGCAACAUGCGAUUGUAUGCCGUCAAUACUAUGGGCGACGGCAAUUGUCUGUUCAGAGCGCUGUCCGACCAAUUCUAUGGCUUUCCGGACUACCAUGCCGUCAUUCGGGAAGAGGUGAGUUGAGCGCUUGAUCUUCACCUGCGGUGCCAGCAUAGCUGAGCUUAGGGACCCCGCCUUCAGGUCUGCGACUACCUUGCCGCCAAGCCAGAAAAGUUUGCAGGCUUUCUCGACGUCGAAAAGACUUUUGAGGAUUAUGUGCGCGGCAUGAGGACGAAUGGUGAGUAGCCCUGCGAGCAAGCUGCAAUUGCCCCUUCAAGCUCAUGACCUCAUUGCGCAAUUUGCAGGCACGUAUGGCGGCCACCUCGAGCUUUCGGCGUUUUCGCAACUCUUUCAAAAAGAGAUUAAGAUCAUGCAGCCUGGCUUGGUGUAUAUCGUCUCGCCAGUAGAUGACAGCGAGGCUCCGAGCGCAUCUGCAGAGCGUGAGCGGCGCGAAGCCGAGCGCCAACGUAUCCAACAAGCGAUCCCUGUCGGCACAGAGACACCUCUGCUCUCGGAUCGCGAUGUUCGCAGACGCAGAAGAGAGCGGAAAGCGAGCAAUGUGCCAAUUGGAUGCAUAUCCGAUCUCGGUCUUGAUGCUAGCACGAGCGCGAGCCCAUCUGCAUCGACUUCUAAGGCUGUAGAACCUCAACCAAAGGCUGCUGAAGCGUGGGGACCCCUCUACAUCGCCUACCACAAUUGGGAGCAUUACAGUUCAAUCAGGAAUGUGGAUGGCCCGCACAAGGGAUUACCUCGGAUCAAAGAGGUGAGCAUAUCGGAGCGUGGCCACGAGUCGUUCUGAGCUGACAAACAGUCCCGUCCACCGUCACACAGCGACCUGCCAGUAAUGCUUCGCAAGGUGGUCCUAUCCAUGAACCCAACGCCACCUCAGCAGACGCGCCCGAGUCAACUGAUCCGACUUCCGAGGAAGAGCUUCUCAUGCGCAGCACAGAUUCAACCAUGACAGUCACGCGAGCCAGAUUCUACAUUCGACAGCAUGGCAGCUGGGAGAAUGCCCUCGAAGCAUGGCAAGCGGCCGCCAUGGCAGACGCAGCUGAUGCCGAAUUGCAAGCUGCCGGCGAGAUGCUGGUCUCUCGAGCGCAAGACUCGUCAGCUACCUGUCUCAGCCCACGCUCGGAUCGAAGCGGAUCGGUCGGAAACGAAGAGGACGCUGCUCAGAGCAGCAGCGCGGCAAGUGUCGACCUUGCUACUUCUGCAGCUACCACCGUUGCAGAAAGCGACGAUGACGAUCCGGAAUAUGAGUCGGAUGACAAGGCAUCGCAUAUCAGCGAGCAAGGUCAACGGGUUGCGGGCAAGGCGCCGAAACGUGCCGCAAGCAGGGAUCUUGUGAGGGAGCAAGGCAGCGCAGACGUUUCGGGGCGCUCGCGCGUUGCGAGGAAACGCAGUCAAACACCUCCAGGCGACGACGGAUGGGUUGACACAGUGAGCAGACGUCCAAAACUGCUCGGAAGCAGCAGUCCAAGUGCGGCUUCGGCGGGGAGCGGAUCCGCAAGCGCGACCAGCGUCGGUACUCGCAUUGCGACCUUGAGGGUAUCAGACGAGACGAACCGACUUCUUGGCUCGGCGAAUUCAGACGAGUCGGUAGCUGCCUCGACGAAGACUUUAGGGAAAGAGAGACCCUUGACAGCCAAGCAGAAGCGUGACGCCGCCCGGCAGACGCGAGCACAACGCAACGACGCGGCCAACAGGGCGCGCAUGCAGUCCCGAAGAAGAAAGGUACUAGGAGAAGGCUUUGACAACGCUCAGAAGUUGGCAGAGGGAGAGACGGACGCGGAUUCUGCCAGAGGCUCGGAAAGUGGUAUCGGGCUUCUCGAAGUGCAUAUCUAG
Messenger RNA from Ceraceosorus bombacis, 2320 nucleotides. The record is from the annotation of a GenBank genome assembly. Lineage: Eukaryota; Fungi; Basidiomycota; Exobasidiomycetes; Ceraceosorales; Ceraceosoraceae.